Molecule: messenger RNA, 3389 nt
Organism: Vicia villosa (hairy vetch)
Lineage: Eukaryota; Viridiplantae; Streptophyta; Magnoliopsida; Fabales; Fabaceae
Product: pentatricopeptide repeat-containing protein GUN1, chloroplastic-like
Exons: 4
Coding region: 315-2933 (872 amino acids)
Cellular component (GO): chloroplast
Molecular function (GO): protein binding
Source: RefSeq, a predicted model, not a curated record
AGAAGUGAACAACAGAGAAAAAGUACACAAAGCCAUGAAAGGAAACAAGUUCAAAGAUUCAAUGCAUGUUUUCAAUUUCCCCCCUAUAAAUUCUUCUUCAUUCUCACCACUUCACUUCACACCAACUCGACCAAAAACCUCUCUCUUUUCUCUUCAAUUCAGUUACCCUUUUUUUUCAUUUUCAGAGCUUUUUUCACUUCAUUCAACACAGGCCAUUGAUUCUUGUGUAGUGAAGCUGAAAGUUUUGUUCUUUUUGUUGUUUUCGGAUACCCUUUAGCCUAAAGCUUUCAUCUUUGUGUUGAGUUUCUUCAACUAUGGCUUCUACGCCAACUCCACCACCUAACUACUCCUCAGGCCCUGGUCCUAGACCAUCUGAAAAUCAUAAUCAUAAGCAUAAUCAUAAUCAUAAUCAUAAUCAUAAUCACCAGAAUACUCUUAAACGCCAGAGAAAUGAUUGGUCUUCUUCCUCUGGGAACUAUUCCAACUCAAGGCCUGCUGCACCUAUAGCUGCUCGUGGUGGCGGCAAUGGUGGUGGCAGAGGUGUAUAUUCGUCUGCGCCGGGAUCAUUUUUGGGUGGCAGGAGAUCAAGGCUUGCUCCGGAGUUUUCUGGCAGGAAGUCCACCAGGAAUGCUGCAAAGAAACAUUCUGGAUUGCCAAGAGCAGCACUUAAUACAGUGCCUCACAGCGAAGCUGCCAAUGAGGUUCUUACUUAUCUCUACAAUGCUGGUAACACUCCUGCUAAUAUUGAUCAUAUUUUGAUUUCGAAUGAACAUAGGCUUUGGGAGGUUGAGGAUUAUAUUUAUAUGCUUAAAGAUUUUGGUAAUACUGGUCAGUUAUUGUUGGCUGAGAAAGUUUAUGAAUUUAUUAUGGGUAAGCCAAAUGGGAGGGUUGCGAAAGGGAAGUUAACCAGUGCUAUGAUCGGUACUCUUGGGAGGUUAGGGGAGAUUAAUCGUGCUGUUGAAUUGUUUGGAGAAUCUAGGACUGAAGGUUAUGGAAUGACUGUGUAUACGUUUUCGGCCAUGAUUAGCGCGUAUGGCCGAAACGGGCGCUUCGCUGAUGCUGUCGAAUUGUUCAUGUCUAUGCGUGGCUUUGGCCUUGUGCCCAAUUUGGUUACGUACAAUUCGAUAAUAGAUGCGGGGGCGAAAGGGGAGGUGAGUUUUGAUGUGGUUGUUAAGUAUUAUGAUGAGAUGCUAGCUGCUGGUGUAAGGCCGGAUCGUCUUACAUAUAAUUCACUUCUUUCUGUUUGCGCCUCGAAGGGCAUGUGGGAAAUGGCUCAAAAGUUAUUGACAGAAAUGGAUGGUAGGCGGAUUAUUCGCGAUGUGUUUACUUAUAACACGUAUUUGGACACGCUAUGUAAGGGUGGACAGAUUGAUUUGGCGAGAAGGGUAUUCGAAGAGAUGUGUUUCAAGCGCGUUUGGCCAACUAUCGUGACUUAUAGCACACUAAUGGAUGGCUAUGCCAAGGCUAACCUCUUGGAAGAUGCCAUUCAUCUAUAUGAAGAAAUGAAGCUUCAAUCUGUUUGUCUUGAUAGAGUAUGCUAUAACACAGUGGUCGGAGUAUAUGCGAAGCUCGACAGGUUUGAUGAAGCUGUCAAUAUUUGCAGAGAGAUGGACGGAUGUGGAAUUAAAACCGACGUCGUGACAUACAAUGCUCUGUUGGCUGGGUAUGGCAGGCAUGGCAUGUAUGCUGAAGUCAAAAGACUGUUUGAGGAGAUGAAGGCUCGGAAUAUAUAUCCGAAUACGCUAACAUACUCUACCAUGAUCGAUGUCUACACUAAAGCUGAAAUGUUUCAGGAAGCUAUGAAUGUUUAUAUAGAGUUCAAGAUGGCAAGAUUGGAGGUGGAUGUUGUAUUUUAUACUGCAAUCGUUGAUGCUCUAUGCAAAAACGGUUUAGUGGAAUCUUCGAUAAUGUUGCUUGUUACAAUGAUUGAGAAGGGAAUUAGGCCGAACGUUGUGACAUUCAACUCCAUUAUCGAUGCAUGCCAUCAGUCGCCACCUUUGGAAUACGGUGUUCAUGGUUCUACACAAGCCAUUGAGCAUCCAAUUGAACAAUCAUCUGCUAUGCUUAUUGAUGAUGCUUUUCAGACUAAGCCGGGGGAGGACCGGAUCUUGAAGAUGUUUCAGCAACUUGCUUCUGAAAAAGCUGGUCAUAUAAAGAAGCUUCGGAGAGGACGCCAAGACCUACACUGCAUAUUUUGGCUCUUCCAAACAAUGCAUGAGCUGCACAUCAAACCAAAUGUUGUCACAUUUUCAGCCAUUUUAAAUGCUUGCAGUCGUUGCAAUUCAUAUGAUGAUGCUGCAAAGCUGUUAGACACGCUGCGCCUGUUUGAUAGCCAGGUGUAUGGUGUGACCCAUGGACUGUUGAUGGGUUAUAGGGAACAAGUAUGGUUUAAUGCUCAGACUUUAUUCAAUGAACUCAUGCGUAUGGAUUCUUCAACUGCAUCAGCGUUUUAUAACGCCCUCACAGAUAUGUUGUGGCACUUUGGUCAGAGGCGCGGAGCUCAAAUGGUUGCAAUCGAAGGGAAGAACCGACAUGUGUGGAAAGGUGAAUGGUCAAUUUCUUGCUUGGAUCUGCAUCUGAUGUCUUGUGGUGCUGGCAGUGCUAUGGUUCAUGAUUGGUUACUCAAUAUGCAUAGGACUUUAUUUCAAGGCUCUGAACUGCCCAAGAUUGUCAACAUAUUAACUGGUUGGGGAAAACACAGCAAAGUGAUGGGUGAUGGAACUUUGAAAAGAGCUAUUGAAGCACUUCUUAACGGAAUGGGAUCGCCUUUUAGAUUCGCUGAGCAUAAUAUGGGAAGACUUACAUCUUCUGGAGAUGCGGUCGCUACUUGGCUGAGACAACCCGGUGUUAUCAAUAUGCUCGCUCUGUACGAUGUCCUUAAUCACUCUCAACCUGCUGGUCCACCACAUGGUUAUCCAGCUCUCGUUUACUAGAUUCAUAAAAGCCAUGCAGCACCAGUGUCUACUACGAUUCAACCGAGAACCUUCACCACAAAUGACGGGCCUUUGGCAAAAAUCACGGUGCAGCUGGUGAUUGUCUGUUAGUUUAAGAUUCUGCAGAAAUAAAUUACCUAAUAAAGACAGUAAUCACAUUUCAGGCUCUUCGGCGAAAGAAGGAUCAACUUUGGUGAAAGUUGAUGAAUACUUGAACUGUUGAGGUUCUGUUAUUGAGGUGUUAAUGUUGUCUAUUAUGGUCUAAGUUAUAUUCAUUCAGAGUUUUCUGUCUUGUUAUGGCCAUUGUGGCUGGUUUUUCAUUGGUAGAGUAGAAUAGGAUUGGGGUUGAUUCCUCCAUUAUACUUCUUGGGUGUAAUAUUGCAUCUGUUUGUAAAGUGGACAUCAACAAUAAAGUAUUAUAUCUAUAAUUUCUUCUCACCUUGGACUCCCUUCCUC